AAUGACAAUGCUGUGAUAGUCACAGGAGUAUACAUUAGAAAUAAUUCUUAUUUCUCCUGCAGAUGUCCAGCAGCUUUAUCGUCAAGCAGAACCUGCCCCUCAGUUGCUGGAGGGGAGCGCCACAUUGAAACCGGAUGAUCCACAGCCCUCCCACAUUAAAGAGGAAGAGGAGGAACUCUGGACCACACAGGAGGGAGAGUGUCUUCUAGGGCUUGAGGUAGCUGAUCUUACCAAGUUUCCAUUGACUGUUGUCUCUGUGAAGGCUGAAGACCAUGAAGAGAAACCACCUGAGUCCUCACAGCUUCGUCACAGUCCAAGCGAAGAGAUCAGAGCCGUGGAAUUUCCAAGCAUCGGCUCACCCAAACACAUAACAGAAGCUGAUGGAGACCACUGUGGAGGAUCACAAGCGGACAUCCUCUCAGCUCCACUGUCAGAUAGUGACGACGCAACGGCAGAUGCUAAUGUAAAUAUAGAAUCACACACGAGGACACACUCAAGACAAAAACAUUUUGGUUGUUCAGUUUGUGCAAAAGGCUUCUUUAAAAGUUCGAAUUUGACUCAACACAUGAGAACGCACACAGGAGAAAAACCUUUCAGUUGUUCAGUUUGUGGUAAGAGAUUUGCUAAAAAAGAUAACAUGCAAACACACAUGAGAAUGCACACAGGAGAAAAACCUUUUAGUUGUUCAGUUUGCGGUAAACGAUUCUAUGACAAAAGUAAUAUGCAAAAACACAUUAGAACACACGUAGGAGAAAGAACGUUUAGUUGUUCAGUUUGUUGUAAAAGAUUCUCUAACAAAAGUAAUAUGCAAAUACACAUGAUUAGAACACACACGGGAGAAAAACUUUUUAGUUGUAUAGUUUGUGGCAAAAGAUAUUCUAACAAAAGUAAAAUGCAAAUACAUAUGCGAACGCACAGAGGAGAAAAACCUUUCAGUUGUUCAGUUUGUCUUAAAAGAUUCACGAAGAAAAGUAAUGUGAAAAUACACAUGAAAAAACACUCCGGGGAAAACCUUUAUAGUUGUUCCGUUUGCUCAAAGGACUUUGUUAAAAACUCAAAUUUGACUCGACACAUGAGAACACACACAGGAGAAAAACAUUUCAGCUGUUCAGUUUGUAGUAAUACAUUCUCUAGCAAAAGUAAUAUGCAAAUACACCUUAUGAGAACACACACAGGAGGGAAAACCUUUUAGUUGUUCAGUUCUGCCGUAAUAGAUUCUCUAAUAAAAGUGAAAGACAAGUGAAGAGGAGAACGCACACACAAGUUGUUAAUUUUGUCCAAAAGACUUUGUUUAAAAACUCAGAUUUGACUCGGCACAUGAGAACACGCAGGGGGAAAAAACGUUCCUUUUUUUUGGAAGUCCUCUUUGAACGUAUUCCUGCAGAGUCACCAAUGUUCUACUGCAGGGCUUCUUUAAAACCCGUGUCUGGACCCAGUUGGGAUCCAGCUAGCCUACCCUAUGAUAUGAAAUACAAAAUGUGUUCCUUUUAGUUACUGCUUAUUAAAUAAAUCAAAUGGUUUGUAACGAAUGACAAAUACGGUGUUUUUAGUUAUGAUUUACAGUGAUCCAUUUAAGAUAACUGUUGGAAUAUUUUCACCUUUUUCACUAAAUUAAUAACUGGGACAAAAAUACACACCCAGUUCCAACACCCACUCAGCAGUUUAGUUAGGGAUUUUUUUUGUCAAAAAAUGGUCUCCAGACCACCAUCAUUCCCUCGUCUCCUGUCCUCUUCGAUGUUGCCUGUUAUUGUGUUCCAGUGGUUGCUACACUAUAUUGCCAAAAGUGUUUGGCCACCUGCCUUUACUCACAUAUGAACUUGAAGUGCCAUCCCAUGGAAUUGUCCAAAAUGUUUUGGUAUCCUGGAGUAUUCAAAGUUCCUUUCACUGGAACUAAAGUUAAAGUUAAAGUACCAAUGAUUGUCACACACACACUAGGUGUGGCGAAAUUAUUCUCUGCAUUUGACCCAUCACCCUUGAUCACCCCCUGGGAGGUGAGGGGAGCAGUGGGCAGCAGCGGUGGCUGCGCCCGGGAAUCAUUUUUGGUGAUUUAACCCCCAAUUCCAACCCUUGAUGCUGAGUGCCAAGCAGGGAGGUAAUGGGUCCCAUUUUUAUAGUCUUUGGUAUGACUCGGCCGGGAUUUGAACUCCCAACCUACCGAUCUCAGGACGGACACUCUAACCACUAGGCCACUGAGUAGGGCCAAGCCCGACUCCUGAAAAGCAACCCCACACCAUAAUUCCUCCUCCACCAAAUUCCACACUCGGCACAAUGCAGUCUGAAAUGUAGCGUUCUCCUAACUAUCAAACCCAGACUGGUUCAUCAGAUUGCCAGAUGGAAAAGCGUGAUUCAUCACUCCAAAGAAGGCGUCUCCACUGAUCUAGAGUCCAGUUGCGACGUGCUUUACACCACUGCAUCCCACGCUUUGCAUUGGACUUGGUGAUAGAUGGCUUAGAUGCAGCUGCUCGGCCAUGGAAACCCAUUCAAUGAAGCUCUCUGCGUACUGUACGUGGGCUAAUUGGAAGGUCACAUGAAGUUUGUAGCUCUGUAGCAACUGACUGUGCAGAAAGUCUUUGCACUAUUCGCUUCAGCAUCCGCUGACCCCUCUCUGUCAGUUUACGUGGCCUACCACCUGGUGGCUGACUUGCUUUUGUUCCCAAACUCUUCACUUUUCUUAUAAUAAAGUUGAUAUUGGAAUAUUUAGGAGCGAGGAAAUUUCUCGACUGGAUUUGUUGUACAGGUAGCAUCCUAUGACAGUUCCACGCUGGAAAUCACUGAGAGCGGCCCAUUCUUUCACAAAUGUUUGUAGAAACAGUCUCCAUGCCUAAGUGCUUGAUUUGAUACACCGGGCCAAGUGAUUAGGACACCUGAUUCUCAUCAUUUGGAUGGGUGGCCACAUACUUUUGGCAAUAUAAUGUAUGUUUCUUCUUCUUUGAUUUUGUCGGAUCACAUUUGUUCACGUGAGAUUUGGGACUUGGAGGACUAGAGUCUGGCUCGGUGGUGGGGCAGAAUUGCAAUAUGCGUGUUGUGUUGAUGUGAUGGUAGCACACCACACACAUAACCAUCACAACUGUUCAAUGCUAUUUUUUAUAUUUGUGUGAGAAUUGCAACGGAUACAAAAUGUCUUUAGAUGUAGAAAAUUGUUGUGUAGCCACGUUAAGUCACACAUCGCAAGAUACAGCAUCUAUGACAUGUUUCUAUGGUUCAACCUUGCUAUUAUUAGUUAUGCCACUUUGUCUACUUGUGCUCAAGGUUAAAUACACACUUCACACGUUAUCACACGUCUCAGAAAGGUAGAUCUGUGUGCUGCUCUUCUGUCCAAUAAAAUUCUGUGAACCGUUACUCACAACCUGACUGAUCCUCGGAGCUGUU
Nerophis lumbriciformis (worm pipefish) is the source of this 3369-nucleotide messenger RNA. NCBI's taxonomy places the organism in Eukaryota, Metazoa, Chordata, Actinopteri, Syngnathiformes, Syngnathidae. The record is from RefSeq and is a predicted model, not a curated record.